CCUCCCAGGCUGCCCUUGUGUCCUCCAUGGAAGACGGAGAAAACUCUUAAGGACUCUGAUCUCAGGACAUCUGGACCAACUUCAAGGUCGGAGUGCUUCUUGCUGGACCUUGGGAGAUGGCUAGCUUUGUCCGAAAUCGAAGCAACUGUUUGUUGCCCUUCUUCCUCUCGCUCAAUGUCAGGACAUUUCAGCCAUCGACUGGACAGUGUUCUUUUAAAACGUUCCCUGCUUUGUGGCGUGACCAGACAGCAAAAGGAAUCCGCUACAAAGACCUUGUUGUUGGCAUUCCCAAGGAAGUAUACAAAAACGAAAAAAGAGUAGCCCUCUCUCCUGCUGGUGUCCAAGCUUUAGUGAAGCAAGGCUUUAAUGUGCGAGUGGAGCAUGGAGCAGGUGAAGAAGCAAAAUUCUCUGAUGACCAGUACGAAGAGGCAGGAGCCAAAAUCGGGGACCUGAAAACCGUGUUUGGAUCCAAUAUUGUUCUAAAGGUCAGAGCUCCAAUUUUUAAUGAAACGUUGGGAAUCCAUGAGGCAGCCUUGCUCAAGGAGAACACAAUGCUUGUCAGCUUCAUCUACCCAGUGCAGAAUCCAGACCUCUUGGACAAGCUUGCUCAGCGCAAAGCCACCGUCUUAGCAAUGGACCAAGUUCCUCGGGUCACUAUCGCUCAAGGAUAUGAUGCCCUAAGCUCAAUGGCCAAUAUUGCAGGGUACAAAGCUGUAGUUCUUGCAGCCAAUCAUUUUGGAAGGUUUUUUACUGGGCAAAUCACUGCAGCAGGAAAAGUGCCUCCUGCAAAGAUGCUGAUCAUCGGUGGAGGAGUGGCUGGCUUGGCGGCAGCUGGGACAGGGAAAUCGAUGGGAGCUAUCGUUAGAGGAUUUGAUACCCGGCCUCCAGCUUUGGAGCAGUUCAAAUCCCUCGGUGCAGAACCUUUAGAAGUCAACAUUGCUGAAACGGGAGAAGGUGUUGGAGGUUAUGCAAAAGAAAUGUCGAAGGAGUUUAUAGAGGCAGAAAUGGCACUCUUUGCUAAACAGUGCAAAGAGGUGGACAUUGUCAUUAGUACAGCCCUUAUUCCAGGGAAAAAGGCUCCCAUCUUAAUCACCAAGUCUAUGGUAGAAUCCAUGAGAGAUGGUUCCGUGAUAGUAGAUCUUGCUGCCGAGGCUGGUGGCAAUGUGGAGACCACCCAACCUGGAGAACUUCACAUUCAUAAGGGCGUGGUACACAUUGGUUACACGGACUUGCCAAGCCGAAUGGCUACCCAGGCCAGUAGCCUUUAUUCAAACAACAUCUUGAAGUUAUUAAAAGCUAUUUCCCCCAGCAAAGAUUACUUUUACGUUGAGCCAAAAGAUGAUUUUGAUUAUGGGACGAUUGAUCAUGUCAUAAGAGGGACUAUGGUCAUGAAGGACGGGAGAAAACUGUUUCCAGCACCUUUACCUAAAACUUUACCACCUGCUGCCCCAGUUAAACAGAGGUCUGUUCAGGAACUAGAAGCAGAGAAACUAGCAGCCGUUUCACCAUUUACAAAAACAAUGACCUCAGCCGGAGUAUAUACGGCAGGUCUGACAUCAGUUUUAGGGUUGGGCUUCGUCUCUCCCAAUUCUGCCUUUACCCAAAUGGUGACCACCUUUGGUCUUGCUGGAAUUGUGGGCUACCACACAGUCUGGGGUGUUACACCUGCUCUUCACUCGCCUCUCAUGUCAGUGACCAAUGCGAUCUCUGGACUUACUGCUGUGGGCGGUUUGGUGUUGAUGGGGGGAUCUUACCUGCCUUCCAGUAUACCUCAGACAUUAGCUUUACUGGCUGCCUUUGUCUCCUCGGUCAAUAUUGCAGGUGGUUUUUUAAUUACUCAGCGGAUGCUGGAUAUGUUUAAGCGCCCAACAGACCCACCUGAGUAUAAUUACCUCUACCUUCUCCCUGGAACGGUCUUUGUUGGUGGAUAUGGUGCAUCCCUGCUUGGUGGAUACAGUAUUGAGCAGAUGAUAUAUCUGGGCUCUGGACUUUGCUGUGUAGGUGCCUUAGCUGGCUUAUCUAGUCAGAGCACUUCACGGCUUGGCAAUGCCCUUGGAAUGAUGGGAGUUGCGGCUGGUAUUGCAGCGACUCUGGGCGCUUUGAAACCCUCCCCGGAAGUGCUGGCCCAGAUGUCCACAGCCAUGGCCUUGGGAGGCACCAUAGGUCUCACAAUUGCAAAACGGAUUGAAAUCUCUGACCUUCCACAGCUUGUUGCUGCAUUUCACAGUCUGGUUGGUUUGGCAGCUGUUUUGACGUGCAUUGCUGAGUACAUGAUUGAAUAUCCACACCUUGAUUUUCACCCAUCUGCUAGUGUUCUCAAAACUGUGGCCUACUUGGGCACUUAUAUUGGAGGUGUAACUUUCAGUGGCUCAUUAAUAGCCUAUGGAAAACUGCAAGGUUUAUUAAACUCUGCUCCUCUUCUCCUGCCUGGCCGCCAUUAUUUGAAUGCUGGACUGCUGGCAGCUUCAGUAGGAGGCAUGAUUUAUUUUAUGUUGGACUCCAGCUAUACCGCAGGCAUGGGCUGUCUUCUCGGAGUUUCUGGACUCUCCUCAGUAAUGGGAGUGACACUAACAGCAGCUAUUGGUGGAGCAGACAUGCCUGUGGUGAUUACGGUGCUGAAUAGCUACUCUGGAUGGGCUUUGUGUGCAGAAGGCUUCCUUCUCAACAACAACCUGAUGACAAUCGUUGGAGCUUUGAUUGGCUCUUCCGGAGCUAUUCUGUCUUAUAUCAUGUGUGUGGCUAUGAACCGCUCUUUGCCAAAUGUCAUUUUGGGUGGAUAUGGUACAACAUCUACAGCUGGAGGGAAGCCCAUGGAAGUAGUUGGAACACAUACAGAAGUUGGGAUUGACCAAGCCAUUGAAAUGAUCAAAGAAGCAAACUCUAUCAUCAUUACACCAGGUUGGGGCCUGUGUGCAGCUAAGGCUCAAUAUCCCAUUGCUGACAUGGUGAAAAUGCUGAACGAACAAGGAAAGAAAGUCAGAUUUGGCAUCCAUCCAGUUGCAGGCCGAAUGCCAGGCCAGCUGAACGUCCUCCUGGCAGAAGCCGGUGUGCCGUAUGACAUUGUCUUGGAAAUGGAUGAAAUUAAUGAAGAUUUUCCAGACACAGAUUUGACAUUGGUCAUUGGUGCUAAUGAUACUGUGAACUCUGCAGCCCAGGAAGAUCCCAACUCAAUUAUAGCGGGCAUGCCUGUAUUGGAGGUUUGGAAAUCUAAACAAGUCAUUGUCAUGAAGCGCACCCUGGGAGUUGGGUAUGCUGCAGUUGACAACCCCAUUUUUUACAAGCCAAACACUUCAAUGUUGCUUGGAGACGCAAAGAAAACCUGUGAUGCUUUACAAGCCAAAAUUCGAGAAUCUCAUAGCCAUUAGUGCUUCCAGUCAGGACCAGCAUAAAAGUCUAAGGCAUCAUCCAGUGAUAAACUGUUAUUAUGUACCUUUAAUUUGGUUGUGUUUAUUGAAGACCUUAAAAUCAGUGGAAUUUAAGAGAGUAACUCUAACUGGCUGGUGCCUAUUAUUUGUAUCCUUUGAAAAUGGACAUAAUCUCUUAUGUGUAUACAAUGUCAGAAAGAUAAAUAGGAGAAUUUAAUAUUUUGGAUCAUGGGAAAAAUGAGUGGCUUCUGUGCCUUUAUUUGGAUGAAAAUAAUCUCUAUCUAUCAC
This is a messenger RNA of Candoia aspera, 3653 nucleotides long. RefSeq names its product NAD(P) transhydrogenase, mitochondrial-like. Gene Ontology annotation, molecular function: NADP binding. The transcript has 22 exons. Gene Ontology annotation, cellular component: mitochondrial inner membrane. NCBI's taxonomy places the organism in Eukaryota, Metazoa, Chordata, Lepidosauria, Squamata, Candoiidae. Gene Ontology annotation, biological process: NADPH regeneration; proton transmembrane transport. The record is from RefSeq and is a predicted model, not a curated record. The coding region runs from base 117 to 3365 and encodes 1082 amino acids.